CGGAAACCAUACAACCUACAAAAAUAUGUAUCAUACCAGAUUGAUUUGUUGUUAACAUCGGACAUGUUUCUUGAUUUGGUUUCAUUAUUUUGUUUGGUUGUAAUUCUACCAAAGUCAGCCGUAUGUCAGUGUGUAACCGACCAGGUAGUACAACAUGGGAGUUCGGUUACCCUAACAUUUAAACUUCUCAAUGCCCCAGCUAACUUAAUACAAGUCACCCACAAAGGAAAUGCUGACGAACGUCAGAUAUUGGUUGGCAAAAAAGGAAAUGUGAGUUUAUUAAACGGUGCGACACCAAAUAGUCUUGAAAUUUUAGUGAAUUCCAUUGAAGAACUUAGUUUUAAGUUCAAGAACGUGAGUAAAAACCAUCUCGGCAAAUAUUGCGUAGAUGAUAUAACCAAGAAAGGGACGUCGCCAUGUUGUAUUCAACUGUUUAUAACAGGUAAGUCUAAAUUAAUGACUGCUAAAGACCCCUGUGUGCAGGCGAAUUAUUGAAGUAAAAUUGAACCAUAUGUUAGUCCCGAAAUGACGUAGUUUGUGUCGAGUGGACGUUAAACCCAUCUCCCUCUCUCUCUCUCUCUCUCUCACUCUCUCACAGGGAUAUCGCAUGGCUGUUGAUGUGGAGAAUGUAUAUAGAUACAUACACAACAAAGACGACAUGCACGGAACCUCGGACCAUGCUGGAAAAACCGGAGAAUUUUAGCGACCAACACCAUGAUGAAACCCAGUCGAGUCUUAACGAUUUGCAUACUGCCGACGGUUUGUUAAUAAUAUAAGCAACCAACAAACUCCAUACAAUCUGAACGAUCGUAUCAGGCUGGUUGCUUGUUUUCUUAUUUCCUUGACAGAUAUGCCCAUAGUAAGUCUUCACCCACCACCAGGUCAUCCAGUAUUAAGAUUCGAGAGUAAGAGAAAGAACAAAAUGUCAAUAACCUGUGAAGCUGUAUCAACAACGAAACCUGAUAAUCACAAUUUAACUAUGGGAUAUACCUGGUUCAAAAAUGAUGUAUUUUAUGGUAAUGGUAAAAGACUAUACGACAAUGAAGUUGAUAUAACUUACAAAGCAGCUUUAAUAGUUUGUGUAGCUACUGAUGAUCCAGACUGUAAAACAGUUCUUAUAGAUUUAACUGCUGCCUCAACAAUAAAUGUCGUUACAGAAGAUAGAAGAUGUACAAAUGUUCUUGGUGUUUCUAAACCAUUCAAUGUACAACCAUUGUAUGGACCAUACAGUAUAAAAUUACAACCAGACCGGGGUCAUAUUAAACCAAUUGUUGGUAGUGAUUUAUCAGUUAACUGUACCAGUGAUUGUAAUCCACCAUGUGAUAUCAAAUGGUAUAAAGAUGGAGAUGUAUUGAGUAAUAAUAAACAUAUAAAUAUACCAGACCCACAAGAGGAUGAUGAUGGCCUAUAUAUGUGCAUAGUAGACAAUACAUAUGGCAAUAGAAAUAUGUCAUUUAACGUGAAGUUUGAGCGAAAAGAAGGACCCUCAAAUGAACCACCUAAUAAACAACCAAGUGAACCACUGAAUAAACUACCAAGUGAACCAUCCAAUGAUGAUAAUAUUAUAUGGUUUUUAUAUAUUGGCUUACCUGUGUUUAUUAUAACUAUGAUCAUUGUUAUAGUGACUACAUUAUUUGCCUAUAAUAAGAAACGCAAAGCUGCUAUAACUAUUCCAAUACCUUCGAACUCAGAUAUGAUAGUUGCAGAUUGGCCACAGCCUGAUGAAUCAAUGGGAUAUGUUUUUACCAACAGGAUAUAUCAGGGAGGAUCCAACAAUUAGUCCUCGUUAACCAUGUCACAGGCAAAGUUUACAUUUAGACUUAUGCAAUGUUAUCUUACAAGAAAUCAUAUUUAUGCAUAGUUAGUUAUUGAACAACCCAUAAAAAGGUUCUGCGCUUGGAAUCACACGAUUCGCUUGAUUCAAAAACAUAGGCUCUAGACGGUCUGACAUUGUGCCAAGUGGCUUGGUUUCGAUUCCCAGCUUAUCUGUGACAAGGAGUAGGAUAACCUGUUUAACAUCUUGGGUUUUGCAUAGGUGCUGGAGGAACUGAUUAAGUAUUGAAAUAUAAUUAAACCAGAUGUUUGUCUAGAAAUGAUCUAGCUUGUGUCGUAUGGAAGUUCAAUUUACUCUCACAAUUUUUGAAAUUCAAAAUGGCGCCCAUUAAAUCUCCAAAUACGAAGUGCAGGAGCCAACCAAAAUCACAAUGCUCAAAGAACCUUUAACAGUUUGAAUUCAAUUGGGGGCUGGCAAGAAACAACAUCUAGUCGCGCGGAUGGGAUGCAAAACCGAGGUAACGAGUUCAAGAACCCUUGACAAGUUGUAGCAAAAUUUCCCUUAUAGCACACUGCAUGGCAGGUAUGCCCGUUUUCAUUAUCCCGGGGAGCAGAAAAUUGGGGCGUUUAACUCCAUUUCAGUUCAAUUCUUGAGAAUGGUUCUAUAUCAUGAGUAUUAUUUUCGUAAGAUUUGUAUUUUUACAAAAUAUAUAAUAGUUAUUUUAGGAUUUGUAUUUUUGCAAGAUGUGUUAUAGUUAUAUUAACAAAAUGUAAACAUAUUUUAAGAUUUGUAUUUUUUCAAAAUGUAUAUUAGUUAUAUUAAGAAUUAC
Messenger RNA from Patella vulgata (common limpet), 2603 nucleotides. RefSeq lists its product as uncharacterized. NCBI's taxonomy places the organism in Eukaryota, Metazoa, Mollusca, Gastropoda, Patellidae. The transcript is spliced from 6 exons. The coding region runs from base 851 to 1780 and encodes 309 amino acids. The record is from RefSeq and is a predicted model, not a curated record.